Athalia rosae (coleseed sawfly) is the source of this 1242-nucleotide messenger RNA. It is a transcript of the gene Ppcs, whose product is annotated as phosphopantothenate--cysteine ligase. Gene Ontology annotation, molecular function: phosphopantothenate--cysteine ligase activity. The record is from RefSeq and is a predicted model, not a curated record. NCBI's taxonomy places the organism in Eukaryota, Metazoa, Arthropoda, Insecta, Hymenoptera, Athaliidae. The transcript has 7 exons. Gene Ontology annotation, cellular component: nucleus; cytoplasm. Gene Ontology annotation, biological process: coenzyme A biosynthetic process. The coding region runs from base 173 to 1114 and encodes 313 amino acids.
AGAAUUGUAAAGUGCUGGAGGGGAAAUUCAACAUUGCUCACCUAUGAAAACUAGUUCAUCAGUGCGCGCGGUACUGACUAGUCAUGUGACCUCAGCUCCACCGACGAAUCACGUUUUGAUAUACACACGUAUAGGAUGAUAGAGUUCCGUCCAGCUAGUAUAUGCUCUAAAAAUGGCAUCAAACUGGGAAGAAUUUUACUCUUCGCAACCAAAGCCUGCAGGUUUGGAGGAUAGCGAAAGACUGUUAAACAAUUUUUGCAUCAAGCAUUUCGCAGGUGAUACAAAAGUUGUUCUUGUCACGAGCGGAGGUACCACCGUUCCCUUGGAGCACAAUACUGUGCGCUUUGUGGAUAACUUCAGUGCAGGAACAAGAGGUUCCGUAUCGGCAGAAUUCUUCCUGAAACAGGGUUAUGCUGUGAUAUUUAUGUACAGGCUUAAAUCGCUUCAACCAUUUUCAAGACAUUUUACUGGACAGAAGUUCUUGGAUAUGCUCGAAUUGACCGAAACUAAAGAUAAAACCUCUAUAACAGUGACAUCGAAGAAUAUUUCAAAGAUAGCAGAAGUUGUACAAGGCUACAAAGCUGCACUCAAAGACGGCAAAUUACUAGAAUUAAGCUUCACAACCAUUGCCGAAUACCUAUGGUUGUUACGAUCUGCUUGUCAAGCGUUGGCAUUUUUAAAAGAGAGUUGCAUUCUGUAUCUGGCAGCUGCAGUCUCUGACUUUUAUAUUCCAGCUGAUGAAAUGUCUGUGCAUAAAAUCUCGUCUAGUAAACCUCAGACAAUAUCAUUUCAACUAGUUCCAAAGAUAUUGGCCCCUUUGGUAAGCCUGUGGGUUCCCAACGCUUUUGUGGUAUCCUUCAAACUGGAAACUGACAAGGACUUACUGAUUGCCAAGGCUAGAGAUGCACUUGACAAAUACAAACACAAACUGGUCAUAGCUAAUAUGCUUCAAAAUAGAAAACAGCAAGUGACAUUAGUCACUCAGAAAAGCAGCUGUGUGAUCAAUCUUACAGAAGAACAAUUGGAAUCUGGAGAAGAGAUCGAAAAGUAUAUUGUAGAGAAUGUUGUGGAAAAUCACAAAUCAUUCAUAGCCAACUGUAAGAAGGGGAUUUAAUGUUCAAGAAUACAACCUGAAAUCGUUAUAAUUUAAGUAUAUCGAGUACUUGCAAAUGUGACCCGUAAAUACACAAGUAUAUUCAUUGUAUAUUAUUGUGGAAUAAAAAAGUGGUGUCACGGCGUCAA